This is a messenger RNA of Papaver somniferum (opium poppy), 2787 nucleotides long. RefSeq names its product MDIS1-interacting receptor like kinase 2-like. Lineage: Eukaryota; Viridiplantae; Streptophyta; Magnoliopsida; Ranunculales; Papaveraceae. Gene Ontology annotation, biological process: protein phosphorylation. The coding region runs from base 1 to 2151 and encodes 716 amino acids. Gene Ontology annotation, molecular function: ATP binding; protein kinase activity; protein binding. The record is from RefSeq and is a predicted model, not a curated record. The transcript is spliced from 3 exons.
AUGUCGCAACGAGUAAAAGUUUCCACUCAUACUUUACUGGCACUAUUAGUAAUACUGUUAGUUUCAUCUUGCAGUGUUGUCCUUGUUGCGUAUGGUUAUUCUUUUUCUUCAGCUCAUAAUAAACAACACUUUCAUCAAGUAGUAGGUGUACAACAGGAAGUAGAUGCUCUUUUGGAAUGGACAUCAAGCCUUGCGAACCAAAAUCAUUCCCUCUUCUCUUCUUGGAUGAUGAAUUCUACUGCAAGUACAACAUCUCCUUGCAAGUGGUACGGAAUCACUUGUAACAGCAAAGGAAGUGUUGUGAAAUUGAGGCCUGGAGAUUCUUUCCCUAGGGAUAACCAUCUUUCUGGUAUCAUUCCUCAAGAUUUGGAAAGGCUAAACUCUCUUAUCCUUUUAGCUUUGUACGAGAAUAAUCUCAGUGGUUCAAUCCCCAAUUCUUUAACCAAUCUGACCAGGUUGGAAUCUCUUUCUCUUCACACAAAUAACUUUUCUGGCAUCAUACCACGAGAUAUAGGAAGGCUAAUUUCUCUUACCUUCUUAGGUUUGUACGAAAAUAACCUCACUGGCUCAAUCCCAACUUGUUUAACCAAUCUGACUAGGUUGGAAACUCUUUCCCUUCAAACAAAUAACCUUUCUGGUUCAAUCCCUGCUUCUGUGGGUAACUUGAAAACUUUGUAUAAUCUAUAUCUUUCUUAUAAUCAACUAAGUGGCUCAUUACCAAUAGGAAUCCACAAUCUAACACAAUUGAAAAAGUUGUGUUUGAACGAUAACAAGUUUAAUGGUUUUUUACCCCAAAAUGUUUGUCAAAGCGGAACACUUGAAAAGUUUGCGGUAGGAUAUAACCAUUUCACGGGUAGGAUACCAAGAAGCCUUAGAAAUUGCACCAGCCUUAGAGUUCUGGAGCUUGAGGUUAAUGGACUGGUUGAUAAUAUAACAGAGGCAUUUCACGUAUAUCCGCAUUUGGAGAGAUUUGGUGCGAGUAAUAAAAUGUUGUACGGUGAACUCUCAAAAGACUGGGGGGAUUGUCAAAAUUUGACAGGAUUAUCUUUCUCACGGAACAAUAUUACUGGUACAAUACCAUUUGAAAUGGGAAAGUUGAAGAUUUUAACGGUACUUUAUCUUCAUUCAAAUAACUUAAUUGGGGAAAUUCCUAUGGAGUUGUUGAGUCUGUCUUCGUUGAUCAUGUUAGAUUUGAGUCAUAACCGUCUUUACAGUAGGUUUCCUUUUGCAAUUGGAAUGUUAUCCAACCUACAACAUCUCGAUCUAUCAACCAAUAAACUCAUCGGUUCAAUACCCAAACAACUAGGGGAGUGUUCAAAGUUACUAUCUUUGAAUUUGAACUCAAACAAUUUUAAUGAUAGCAUCCCACCCCAAAUAAGAAACUUGGAUUCACUACAGAUUUUGUUAGAUCUUAGUUACAAUGAGUUGAGUGGAGAGAUACCAUCAGCUUUCGGGAAACUAAGCAAACUGCAAACACUAAAUUUAUCCCACAACAGGCUUUCCGGCUCAAUUCCAUCUUCAUUUGAUCAAAUGGUUAGCUUGAUCACCGUUAAUAUUUCUUACAAUGAGUUGAGUGGUCCUAUUCCAAAUAUCAAGGCCUUCAAGGAUGCUCCAGCCGAUGCACUGAAGAACAAUAAAGGGUUAUGUGGUAAUAAUUCCAGAGGUUUAAAACCAUGUAAUUCCUCGGUUGUUAUUAUUGGAAGAAAAGACAGCAAUGAUAAUAAACUUGCGUUGAUAAUACUACUUCCGUUGUUCGGUUCGUUGUUUCUUUUAUUUAUACUUUUUGGAAUUUGGUUUCGCUUUCGGAAAAGAUCAGUAAGAAAUGACGCGCCUUCGAAUCCAGCAAGAAAAACCAUUACUGGAAGAAAUCUAUUUUCGAUUUGGAAUUAUGAUGGAAAAAUUGUGUUCGAAGACAUGAUUGAAGCAACCGAGGAUUUUGAUACUAAAUACUGCAUUGGAACGGGAGGAUAUGGGAGCGUUUACAAAGCAGAGCUGUCAACAGGUCAAGUUGUUGCUGUGAAGAAACUUCACUCGUCAGAUGAAGAUUUUGAGAUAUCUGAUCUUAAGUCAUUUGAAAGUGAAGUUCAAGCAUUGACAGAAAUCCGACAUCGAAACAUUGUGAAACUAUUUGGUUUUUGUUCUAAUGUAUAAAGGAGGAUAUCAUUUUUGGUCUAUGAGUUUGUGGAAAGGGGAAGUUUGAAAAAUGUUUUAUGUGAUGGGGAACGUUCAAUGGGGUUCGAUUGGAUAAAGAGGGUGAGAUUCAUCAAAAGAACAACUACUGCAAUUGCUUACAUGCACCAUGAUUGCAUUCCUGCAAUAGUUCACAGGGACAUAUCUAGCAACAAUAUUUUAUUGGAUUCUGAGUAUGAAGCUCGUGUUUCUGAUUUUGGUACCGCGAGGAUUUUGAAGCCAGAUUCAUCCAAUUGGACUUCACUUGCAGGAACCUAUGGAUAUGUUGCUCCAGAGCUUGCAUAUACAAUGAAGGUGACAGAAAAGGGCGAUAUUUAUAGCUUUGGGGUGGUCAUAUUUGAAGUACUAAUGGGAGGGCAUCCAUCUGAACUCAUCACAUUAAUCUCGCAAAUUCUUUUGCAAUCUUCAUCUGCGAGUAAUGUCGGGCAAAACACAAAAUUAUGAGACAUUUUGGAUCAGUGCAUUGAAACACCACCAGAUGUUGUUCAGAAGGAAAUAAUGUGUAUUGCGAAAGUUGGAUUUUCAUGUUUACGUGGAGAUCCACUUACUCGUCCAACCAUGGAAGAAAUAUCAGCACAACUAUCAUCAUCAACUCUA